AUGUAUUUCGAGAGGAAGGAGCUCAUCCAAUCCCUGGAUCUCCUCUGCUUCAUUCUCUUCGUUUACACAUGGCUGCUGGACAACCAAACCUUUCUUCUAAUCGUCAAGGCUGCUUUGCAAGUCCAGUUCUGCAAUCCGGUCCAGAUGCACCCCACCUGGUCUCUGCCCUUCUUUGUCGUCUUUCUAUGCUUCCUCAACUUGAUUCUUGCACUGGCACACCUUUGGACUCCGCCGAGCCAGACGAAUACGGGCGAUGCCAUCUUUAUCGAUUUCGUCGGGCACACCGCCAUUCCGGGCCGGUUGCACGUCUUGGUGAUUGAUGCCUUUGUCUGCUUUGUUCAGCUCGUCAUGACGGUGGUUGCGUUCGAGACGGGCAAGGAUGAGCUCAAGCCUGACGACGAGCCGAGUGCCUUGGAUGAUGCCACGACAAUUUUGGAGCAGGACGAUUUGGGACAAGGAUGGGAUGUGCGCGACGAAGAAGCAAGGUUGUUUGGACUAGACCAAGCCGACGAAAGGAAAAGGCAGUCCACGAGCUUGACUCAUCACAUUGCCGUCGUGCGACUACGCCCUAUCUACGACCAGAUCGUGUCGAGGCAGUUCCUGCCGAAUCAGCCUUCCGAAGAAGCGAAUGUAGCGCAGCCGGAAGCAUCCCCACCCCUCCCAGCACCCGUGCAGCUAGAUUCCGCAAUACCCGCUACGAGUCGCAUUCGGCGCUUCUCUCGACAUUCCCGCGCAAGUGCAAUUCAUAGACCAGAGCAGGCUGAAGCUUAUACAGGGCUGGGCCCUGUGUCGGCAGACAACUCUUGGCCGCCCAUGUGGCUUGUCGUUGCGCGCAAUCUCGUCGUUGGUGGUGCCAGAAUACCUUCCUUUCGACCUACGCAAGACCUCGCAUCGAUACGUACCAACUUGACCGGAAGAUUCGGUCGCAUCCUCAGUCACGCUCCUGACCGCUCGCAGUAUACACGCAUCAAUCCAGACGCACCACCGGAUACUUGA
Sporisorium graminicola is the source of this 996-nucleotide messenger RNA. RefSeq lists its product as uncharacterized. The coding region runs from base 1 to 996 and encodes 331 amino acids. Gene Ontology annotation, cellular component: Dsc E3 ubiquitin ligase complex. The record is from RefSeq and is a predicted model, not a curated record. Gene Ontology annotation, biological process: SREBP signaling pathway. The transcript has 2 exons. NCBI's taxonomy places the organism in Eukaryota, Fungi, Basidiomycota, Ustilaginomycetes, Ustilaginales, Ustilaginaceae.